Desarmillaria tabescens is the source of this 1105-nucleotide messenger RNA. RefSeq lists its product as uncharacterized. NCBI's taxonomy places the organism in Eukaryota, Fungi, Basidiomycota, Agaricomycetes, Agaricales, Physalacriaceae. The coding region runs from base 339 to 881 and encodes 180 amino acids. The record is from RefSeq and is a predicted model, not a curated record. The transcript has 11 exons.
AGGCCUCACUGAUAUGGCACUCCCCUUGGAGUUUGGUGAAAAUUCUCUACUUCAUGAGUCGGUACUCUCCAAUUCUCGAUGUCGCCUUCCAUGUCCAAGAGCACAUUCAACCCUUGGCUGAUCCCAAGGUACAGCUAUUUGUGCCUCGUGGUGAUUAAGCCCAUCAUAACUGUUUACAGAUUUGCUAUAUCAGCCACGAUAUAGCUACUGGUACUUAUACCACAUGACUAUACCCAGCUGUCGGCUUACUUGUCGUAGUUUCCACCGGGGUAGGAAUUGCCGUAUCUGAGUUGAUCUUGAUUGUGUGAACAUGCGCCUUGUAUGGUAACUGUAAGAGCAUGGUUUGGGGGCUCGGCUUGAUAUGGACGAUCUGGGUAUUAGGAAAUAGCUGGCCUCUCGUCAAGUUCAUGAAGACAUCUGUCUUUGAGCGUCAAGUGUCAGCUUUGGUUCCGGGUUGCUACUUAACCAAAGCGAGCCCUCGCAUUUUUAUAUGUUUUGCCUCUCUUCUACUACUGGAAACCGUAAUGGUCGUGUUGACUGUCUGGAAGGCCUUCAGAUUAUUUCGAGGCUCUACAAACCUCCUCAUUUCUAGAUUCUUCCGAGAUGGGAUAAUGUACUACAUUUGUCUAUUCGCUUUGACGUUGGCUAACGUCCUGGUCAUUCUAUUGGCUCCACAUGACAUGCUAGACUUACUUGAUACGUUGCUCCGGGUCUCUCACAGCAUACUGUGCUGUCGUCUUCUACUCGGACUUCGUGAAACGGCUGCUACUGCCGAUAUGUCAGCGCCGCGAGGAGGUAUGGCUACUACACUUCCUGUAUCAAGUCACGUCGAGUUCAGGAUUCCAUUCGUAAACGACGAGGGAGAAACGAGCAUACCAUAGUUGUCAGUCUGAGUCGGGAAAGGAGCACCCAGUUUUUGAGUAGCAGGAAGGAUCUGACUUUAUUGCAUGCCAAUUCAGGUUUUUUUUUUUUUUUUUUUCCCUGCUGGCUCCUGGCCUAUUAGAGAGCUAUGUAGUCGAAUAAAAAUCACGGCGUAACGGCCAAGUAACGCUGCAGAGUUUUUAGGCGCAAUUUGCAGAAUUUGACAUCGCCAUCGCCGUUGAAC